AUGAGUUUAUUUAUUGUGUUCCUCUGCAUCUCCGCAGUGGCGUUGGCCAGCCUCGAGCCCUCCGGCUACCGGCCGCCAGGUUCAUCCUCGUCUUCGCAGUACCUUCCUCCUCAUCAUCAGUUGCAACACGAUCACCAUCAACAAAAUCAACACCAUCAACAGAAGCAACCAGCGGUGGCCUCGUUACCGCCAUCUUCGCAAUACCUGCCACCAAGCGACGUCUCCGCAAAGCCAACCUCGCAGUACUUGACGCCACAGCACCAGCAGCCUCUACAACCGGCUGCGCCGUCGGGCAACUACCUGCCAGUUACGGAAAAGCCACACGUCAGCAGACCUUUGCCACCUGCCAACGGUUAUUUGCCGCCGCCUGUACCUUCGAGCAGGCCUCCACCUCCCCCUCCGCCACCGGCCCACGAUUACUUGCCGCCCUUGUCGAGAUCUCAAGCCACCGGGCCUUCGGUGAAAGCUCCGGUGAGCGACUACCUGCCGUCGAAGAGACCUGUGGCUACCGCAUCUUUACCCUCAAACGAAUAUUUGCCGCCGCACGCAACCAACAGGCAAGCAGCUUCGGCUUCUCUGAAAACGGCACCUGCAACACCACCGAAGGCCGAGUACUUACCCGCCCGCCCGAACGUGCCUUCGACUCCUAAGAACGACUACUUACCACCGUCACAACACUCGACACCUCCUUCGGCCAGAGUCUCCGUUGUGACCGUCUCGCCUUACAAACUCGAUGGGUCCGCUUACACGAAACAAGAACCUCAGCAGCAGCAGCAGCACCACCACCACCACCACCAACAGUCGCCGAAGUUCGGUGGUUCUGAACUUGUCACUGCGGCCACAUCGUUACCUGCAAGAAGUGGGGGCUAUUCGUCUGGGGCCGAGGGUUACCAGAACAAUGUGUACCAGCAAUCCGCGGACCAUUAUCUGCCGCCCGCCGCUGGAGCCAGCGACUUCCGAGGCGCUGCCGAUCAGAGCGGUUAUCAAUAUGGAGCUGCUGGCAGCGCUGCCGGUUUCGGCUUGGCUCGCUCGGAACAACCUGCCGAGCCAGCGAAAUACGACUUUGAGUAUCGCGUGAGCGACGAAUUCGGCAACGAUUUUGGCCACAAGGAGACGCGCGAGGGAACGCAAACUCACGGCUCGUACAGCGUGCUCUUGCCGGAUGGUCGCAAGCAGAUCGUCCAGUACGAGGCUAACGAGAACGGUUUCCAGCCGCGCAUCUCGUAUGAGGAUGUUGCCACGGUACUGGGACCCAAGGCUGCCCUAGCUGGCUACGAUGGCAAUGCCAACAACCUCGGCUACUAGUCCCCGGUGAAUUUUAUUGCAGAUCGCACACACAUGUAUAAAGAGUGUCAAGACCGUAUUUAAGUAUCCUCAUCGAGGCGCUUCUAAAUUUGUCGUCAAGCGAGCACUCGUGAUUUUUUUUUUAUUGAUUUUGAUUGUAAGAGGUGAUACAGACCGUAUACUUACCGUACUUGUAUCGUGCUCAGCGAUUUUCAUUGCAAUCAUCGCACCCAGGUGACGCGACGGAAGCUUGCUAUGGAUUUAUGUGUUUCGUGUUUUGUUUUCUUUUUUAUUGUCCGUGCAAUGUGAUUUCGACGCGCUGCUUCGACGAUGAUGUAUACAUAAUGUA
Messenger RNA from Phymastichus coffea, 1633 nucleotides. RefSeq lists its product as uncharacterized. The coding region runs from base 1 to 1305 and encodes 434 amino acids. Lineage: Eukaryota; Metazoa; Arthropoda; Insecta; Hymenoptera; Eulophidae. The transcript has 3 exons. Gene Ontology annotation, cellular component: extracellular matrix. The record is from RefSeq and is a predicted model, not a curated record.